AAUUGCUCUUCACUACCAACUCGUUCAAUCACACCGCACACUCUCGUCCGGUACGACUCACGAUGAGGCCACGCAAUCAGGAUGACCACCCGGGUCUUCUCGCUAGGGGUUCAGAUGGAUCAAGGUAUCGUACUAGUAUGAUGGCAGUCACUGCUCGCGCAUGACAGGUGUUCGACUCGAGCUUCGGUCCUCAACGCUUCCCCAGUGGUGAGGGCAGGAGCUCGGUCGUUCUGAGAUAAUACUGUCAUAACUUGAUCUAGAUAAUACUAGCGAAAGGACAUGCGUGGCACUGAUUAUUCCAUACCCCUGGGAUCGUAUAAUGGAAAGGGGAGCUCUGUCUCCCCGUUGCUGACAACGUCCAGUACUUUGAUCUUGACUUGAACUCUGUGCCAAGAUGUCGACUGACAAGAUCACCUUCCUGACCAACUGGCACGCGACCCCGUACCACGCCCCCCUUUACCUCGCGCAGAGCAAAGGCUUCUUCAAGGAGGAGGGCCUCAAAGUUGCCCUGCUCGAGCCCAAUGACCCCUCCGAUGUCACCGAGAUCAUCGGCAGCGGCAAGGUCGACAUGGGUUUCAAGGCCAUGAUCCACACUCUGGCUGCCAAAGCUCGCAACUUCCCUGUGACCUCCAUCGGCUCCCUUCUUGACGAGCCCUUCACUGGAGUCAUCUACCUCAAGGGCAGCGGCAUCACCGAGGAUUUCCGCUCCCUGAAGGGCAAGCGCAUCGGCUAUGUCGGUGAAUUCGGCAAGAUCCAAAUCGACGAGCUGACCAAAUACUACGGCAUGACGGCGGACGACUACACCGCCGUCCGCUGCGGCAUGAACGUGACCAAAGCGAUCAUCGAGGGCACGAUCGACGCCGGGAUCGGUCUCGAGAAUGUGCAGAUGGUCGAGCUCGCCGACUGGCUGGCGGGCCAGAACCGGCCGCGCACCGACGUGCAGAUGCUGCGGAUCGACCAGCUCGCGGAGCUCGGCUGCUGCUGCUUCUGCUCGAUCCUGUACAUCGCCAACGACGCGUUCCUGGCCGCCAACGGCGACCGCGUCCGCAAGUUCAUGAAGGCCGUCAAGCGUGCAACCGAGUACGUCCUCGCGGAGCCGCGCCAGGCGUUCGAGGAGUACGUCGCGAUGAAGCCCAUCAUGGGCACCGCCGUCAACCGGCAGAUCUUUGAGCGGUCGUUCGCGUACUUCAGCCGCGACCUCAAGAACGUCCACCGCGACUGGAACAAGGUCACCAACUACGGUAAGCGGCUGGGCAUCUUGGACGCGGACUUCCAGGCGAACUACACCAACGAGUUCCUGUCCUGGGAGCUGGAUGCCGACUCCACUGAUCCGCUGGGCGACCAGAAGCGCAUGGCCGAGCUGCAGAAGGAGGUGGCUGACCAGGGCGGAUUCCGGCGGUUGCAGGUGGCCUCUGCCUGAGCUGCUUGCUUAAGGGUUACAGCUUGGACAACGAUUCAGGUUGGGUUGAUGAGGCUCGCGGAUUCGGAAGGGACACGUUAGCCAUGCACUCGUUUCUAUAAGUGACUGAAUACUUAUCAUCUGCC
This is a messenger RNA of Aspergillus homomorphus CBS 101889, 1545 nucleotides long. RefSeq names its product NMT1/THI5 family protein. The record is from RefSeq and is a predicted model, not a curated record. The transcript has 4 exons. Gene Ontology annotation, biological process: thiamine biosynthetic process. Bases 395 to 1420 code for a protein of 341 amino acids. NCBI's taxonomy places the organism in Eukaryota, Fungi, Ascomycota, Eurotiomycetes, Eurotiales, Aspergillaceae.